Molecule: messenger RNA, 1356 nt
Organism: Rhinolophus ferrumequinum (greater horseshoe bat)
Lineage: Eukaryota; Metazoa; Chordata; Mammalia; Chiroptera; Rhinolophidae
Gene: RHBDD1
Product: rhomboid domain containing 1
Exons: 7
Coding region: 206-1162 (318 amino acids)
Cellular component (GO): membrane
Molecular function (GO): serine-type endopeptidase activity
Source: RefSeq, a predicted model, not a curated record
AAGGUCGCCCACGCUCUCUCCUCGGCGCCCAACAGGCCGCGGGGACCCGCAGUUUCCAGGAGCAGCGCCCGUGCGUGAUGACGCACGUACGCGCGCGAAGACGUGAGGACGCCGGCGGGCCGUAGAGAGCGUUCAACUGUCUGUGUACCUCCCUGGAUUCCUAAAACCUGAGCACAUUUUCCCAUCACUGGGUUGAUAGCAGACCAUGCAGCGGAGAUCAAGAGGACUUAAUACUGGGCUUCUUCUGCUCCUUUCUCAAAUCUUCCAUGUUGGGAUCAACAAUAUCCCACCUGUCACCCUAGCAACUUUGGCUCUCAACAUCUGGUUCUUCCUGAGCCCUCUGAAGCCGCUGCAGAACUCCUGCCUUAGCGUGGAGAAAUGUUACCAGCAGAAAGACUGGCAGCGCUUACUGCUUUCUCCGGUUCACCAUGCAGACGACUGGCAUUUGUAUUUCAAUAUGGUAUCUAUGCUGUGGAAAGGAAUGAAUCUCGAAAGAAGACUAGGAAGUAGAUGGUUUGCCUACAUCAUCAUCACAUUCUCCCUACUCACUGGGGUGGUGUACCUGUUCUUGGAACUUGCUAUUGCAGAAUUAAUGGGUGAACCUGGUUUCCGAAGGAAUUGUGCUGUAGGUUUCUCAGGAGUUUUGUUUGCUUUGAAAGUUCUUAACAACCAUUAUUGCCCUGGAGGUGUUGUCAACGUUUUGGGCUUUCCUGUACCCAACAGAUUUGCUUGUUGGGCAGAACUUGUGGCCAUUCAUUUCGUCUCGGCAGGGACUUCCUUCGCCGGGCAUCUAGCCGGGAUUCUUGUUGGACUCCUGUACACUCACGGGCCUCUGAAGAAAAUCAUGGAAACAUGUGCAGGUUUAGGCUUUCUUCCCUCCAAUAGUGGUUACCCAAGACAGCAAUCCUACUUUAAUAAUUCAGGCUACGCUGGGUCUCAGGACUAUUACCCAUAUGGCAGGCCAGGUCAGCACGAAGAGGCUCCCAGGAACUAUGAUGCGUACACAGCAGGGCUGAGUGAAGAGGAGCAGCUGGAGAGAGCACUGCGAGCCAGCCUCCGGGACCGAGGAAACAGCAGAAAUAGCCCCCCACCCUACGGGUUUCGUCUCUCACCAGAAGAAGAAAUGAGGCGAAGACGGCUUUACAGAUUUGACAACCAUUGAGGAGGCACGGCUUCUGGAUCGACCGUGGUCCAGUUGGGCAUUAGUGCCCAUGGGGUCCCUCCCCCAAGCCCCCAGUCCAUGCUAACUGAAAGCAGGUGCCCUGUUGUCCUCCCACACUGCUCACAGCUGCCUGACCGGCCGUCCGGUGGCCCCAGGGAGUCUCGAUUCACCAGCAGAUUGACCUUGUUGAAUGC